AUGUCGACUACAGAAAUCGAUAGCCCAGAGCAAGACUCUAUUAACGCAGCCGAGCUUGGGAAAGAAAAGGCCCCUGUCGAUAUUCCCGACCUAGAGGAAGCACCAGAUGGUGGUCUUCGAGCAUGGCUUGUCACAAUAGGGGCAUCCUGUGUUUUCUUCUCAGCUCUAGGGUUUUCAAAUGCUUUUGGAGUAUUUGAAGAAUACUACUUGACUCAUCAGCUCAAGGGACAAUCGCCUGAUAAAAUCGCGUGGAUUGGCUCCCUAGGUGUAUUCCUCCAGUUCGUAACUGGUAACAUUGGAGGUCCCCUAUUUGAUCGUUAUGGCGCAUGGAUUAUGAGGCCAGCUUUUGUCCUUUACGUCUUUGCUGUUAUGAUGACAAGUUUGUGCAAAGAGUACUACCAAUUUAUGCUUGCACAAGGUAUACUCUCGGGUAUCGUCAUAGGAUUCCUCCAAUUCCCUGCGAUGGCCGCGGUAUCACAAUUCUUCAAUAAAAAACGGGCUGCCGCUCUCGGCGUAGUAGUAGCUGGUUCAUCCAUCGGUGGUGUUGUUAUACCCAUCGCGUUGUCUAAAAUGUUGAACAGUUCCUCCCUCGGAUUCGGCUGGUCGGUACGAGUAAUUGGGUUUAUAAUGAUACCUCUCCUGGGAUUCGCAUGUUUCGCCAUCACGUCUCGAUUACCACCGAGAACUACAUCCUUUUUCCUCUGGAAGGCGUUUAAGGAACCAAAAUUCCUUCUACUAUCGCUUGCCUUGUUCUUCAUGUUGCUCGGCGCUUUCACCCCACUGUUCUACAUUCCGACGUACGCAGUUUCAAGAGGCGUAGACCCGACAUUGGCUUCUUACCUCGUCGCCAUCGUCAACGCAGCCUCUACAUUUGGCCGUGUUAUCCCGGGUAUCCUAGCAGACAAAUUCGGCCGACUCAAUAUUUUCGCAUUCGGUGCUUUCAUCUCGGGCAUCAUCACUCUAUGCUGGAAUAAGGCGGAAACUACGGCGGCGCUGAUAGUAUACUCUAUUGCUAUCGGAUUUAGCUCCGGAACGAUUAUCUCAGGAGGCACCGCAGCUUUCACGGAAUGCGCUACUAAUCCGCAAGAGCUUGGCACAUACAUAGGAAUGGGAAUCGGACUUAGUUCCUUUGCGGCUCUCAUAGGCGCUCCUGUGAACGGUGCUAUUGUUAAUAGGUAUGGAGGAUUUCUUGAGGCGUCUAUCUUUAGUGGUGUCAUGAUAUUAGCGGGUGGUGGUAUUGUCCUUAGAUUCCGACACGACGAAUUGAAUACUAUGGCCAUGAGGUCCUCCCUAGAGCCUCAUGGGCCGAAGGGAACAUUUGAACGGUUAGCGAUAAAGACAUUCGCGGUUAUUGGCACGCUGAAGCCAUUCCGUGGAAAUGCAAGACUAGUCGGUAUCGCAUUUUUCGUACUAGUCGCUGUGUCAGUCUUUUCGUUGGAUGGUUUGAUGCAAAUCGGUAUUGUUCCCGAUCGUGCCAGAGUGUUGAAAUGGGAGGGCAGUGAGAACGAGGGCGUAAACGUGCAUGCUGGACUCAGGAUAGUUGUGUUUGGAGGCGGCGAUAUUGCUACGCCAAAUCGAGCGUCAUGGAAACUUGGGGGUCCGAAUGCAGCAUGGACAGAUAUUCUAUGCCUGCAGUUGAAUUGCAAUCUUUACCUCUCGUUCGUGCCCUUAAUCGAAAAUAGUAGCGGUGCUAUCGUAUCAAACUCCCUCUUUGAAGCUGCCCUAGCUCGUACUUCAUCGUUCGAUAACGACAGUCUUUCGGGGCUCAACUACUCCUGGCUAGCUGAGAAUUACCCGGCACCAUUUCAUCAAGAUCUAGGCCAUCAAGUAGAAGCUUUCCUCUCAAACCCACGAUCUCCAUAUCCACCUCGAGAAACUUUAUGGGUUUUUAAUAUCGGGUUUUGGGAUAUUUGGCAUCUGGCCGCAUUACCUCGUAAACUUGCCUCGCGCGUCAUUGAGACACAAACACAGCAUAUAUUUUCGCACUUAGAACUUCUGUAUGAGGAGGCGCACAAUAACGAGUCGAUUGCCUUCUCGGAUUAUUACGCCGGUAUGGAUCCGGCUGUGAUGCGCGCUUCGCCGGAGAGCGAUUUACCCCGGGCGCCUUUCCGUGUACUCAUACCAAAACCAUUCGACAUAUCGCUUACCCCGGGAUUCGAUAACGCUCGUUUUACACCUCCGUUACCGCAUACUAAAGCCGAACAGUUGCGUAACGCGGCGUUCCUGACUCAGCAUUGGGAUAAAGUGAUACAGGAUAUGCUUAAUGAAUGGAUACGUCUUCCCGACCCAGAGGAAUUCGACACCGGGGAAGACAGGCUAUCCGAAAUUGAGGAUGUAGACCUUCUGCUGGAAAAGAAGAGUAUGAAAGUUAAUGGAUUUCUUGCACCGCCCGCUCGUCGCGAAGCUAUUACCUACGAUGUCUCCAGCUACGUCCGCGAUCUCAUUGUCGACCACCAACUGCGGAGCGCAGAUAUUGUUGAUCAUAACGGAUUAGGCUCGACGAUGGUGGCGGAAGGGUAUUCGGAGGGGUGGGAGCCUUGUAUUAAGCGAAACGAUACAUUUCUUGCCAAUACCGAGAGCGCUGCUGGAGAUGAUGACGACUGGAGUGUGUGCAGCGCACCCAAUAAGCACUUAUUCUGGUCCGAGUUUACGGUGAAUCGGCGGGCGAUUUUUGAGAUUGGGAGGCGCGCUGCUGAAUUGUUGAAACGGCAUAUGCAAAUGGAUGCAGAAUGGUAUUUGAAGGCUCAGCAAGCUUCUUCGUCGCUGCAUCGGGACUCUAUUGGGGGUACUUGA
Molecule: messenger RNA, 2793 nt
Organism: Hypoxylon trugodes
Lineage: Eukaryota; Fungi; Ascomycota; Sordariomycetes; Xylariales; Hypoxylaceae
Product: major facilitator superfamily domain-containing protein
Exons: 5
Coding region: 1-2793 (930 amino acids)
Biological process (GO): transmembrane transport
Cellular component (GO): fungal-type vacuole membrane
Molecular function (GO): transmembrane transporter activity
Source: RefSeq, a predicted model, not a curated record